Molecule: messenger RNA, 3482 nt
Organism: Chenopodium quinoa (quinoa)
Lineage: Eukaryota; Viridiplantae; Streptophyta; Magnoliopsida; Caryophyllales; Amaranthaceae
Product: WD repeat-containing protein 48-like
Exons: 19
Coding region: 540-2837 (765 amino acids)
Biological process (GO): double-strand break repair via homologous recombination; protein deubiquitination
Molecular function (GO): ubiquitin binding
Source: RefSeq, a predicted model, not a curated record
UUGUGGUGUUAUUUUCUAAAAAAUUCUUUAAUUUAUCAAGUCUAAAUAUUUUUUUUAAGCCAUCAAGUCUAAAUAAUUUUAGCUAAACUAGGAAUCAACUUCGGGUCGACUUUGAAUUGACAAUUAUCUAAUCAGUUUCAAUUUUCUUCAAGUCGAUCAUUAAAGUAUUAAACAUGUUCGGUUCUUAAUUCUUAUAGGUUUCUCAUAUCAUGUAUAGUUUAGUUUGAGAUAGUAUUUUUCGAGUUGGAUCAAUUUUUAACACACAUACUAGUUCGAUAUAAAUUUAUCGAGUUGGGUCAAUUUUUGACAUCUAUGCGGUUGACAUAAUACGAGUGUCAUUAAUUAUUUUUCUUCCGAUUUUCCUUUUUCCUCGUUUGUAGCUUUUUCACGUUUGCGCUGUCUCGCUGCAUCCUUCUCUUCUCUCUCUCCUCCAUUGAAGCCUACUCUCAAUUCUCCAUUGAAGCAGCUUCUCAGCUUUCUCUCUUCCAUUGAAGCAGCUUCUGAGCUCAUAGCUGCAAAAUAUUGCUUAGGGGCUUGCGAUGCAUCGAGUUGGUAGUGCAGGAAAUACAUCUGGUUCAAAUCGUCCUCGUAAGGAGAAGAGAUUGACAUAUGUCCUCAAUGCUUCUGAUGACACAAAGCAUUCAGCUGGAGUAAAUUGCUUGGCUGUGUUGAAGUCAAAUGGCUCUUGUAGGAGUGAGCACCUGUUUACUGGUAGUCGUGAUGGAACAUUGAAGAGAUGGGCUAUUGAUGAAGAAGCAGACCAAGUAGCUACCUGCUCUGCUACUUUUGAAUCUCAUGUGGAUUGGGUAAAUGAUGCUGUCCUUGUUGGUGAUCAUACUCUUGUGUCCUGUUCUUCUGACACUGCUCUUAAGACAUGGAAUUGCAUGUCCAAUGGUGUAUGCACGAAGACUUUGCGUCAGCACUCAGACUAUGUUACCUGUCUUGCUGCAGCUGGAAAAAAUAGCAAUAUUGUUUCCUCUGGUGGCCUCGGUGGGGAGGUUUUUGUUUGGGAUAUCGAAGCUGCACUUGCUCCAGUUUCUAAGUCAAAUGACAGUACAGAGGAAGAAGCUUCGAAUGGAAUAAAUGGUGGCGCGAGUAACCUACCAAUUACAAGUUUACGUACUAUCAAUUCCAGUAAUUCUUUGCAUUCUACUCCAAAUCAUGGGUACAUUCCUACUGCUGCCAAAGGCCAUAAGGAGUCGGUGUACGCAUUAGCGAUGAAUGAUAGUGGGACCAUACUUGUUUCUGGUGGAACUGAAAAGGUGGUGCGGGUUUGGGACCCAAGAUCUGGUUCAAAGACCAUGAAGCUGAGGGGACACACUGAUAAUGUCAGGGCUUUGCUCUUGGAUUCUACGGGCAGGUAUUGCUUGUCGGGUUCUUCUGAUUCUAUGAUCAGACUAUGGGAUCUUGGUCAACAGCGUUGUGUCCAUUCAUACGCUGUUCAUACGGAUUCUGUCUGGGCUCUUGCCAGCACAGCAUCAUUUAGCCAUGUCUACAGUGGUGGAAGAGACCAAUCUUUAUAUUUGACAGAUUUGUCCACUAGAGAAAGCAUUUUGCUUUGUUCAGAAGAAUACCCAAUAUUGCAAUUGGCACUUGAUGAUGAAAGCAUAUGGGUUGCAAGUACAGAUUCUUCGGUUCAUAGGUGGCCUGCAGAAGGGCACAAUCCUCAGAAAAUGUUCCAACGAGGAGGAUCCUUCUUGGCUGGAAACUUGUCAUUUUCAAGAGCGAGGGCUUCCCUUGAAGGAUCUACACCUAUUCCAGUAUAUCGGGAGCCAACACUUAAGGUACCUGGAGUUCCAGCAAUUGUGCAACAUGAGAUAUUAAACAAUCGUAGGCAUGUGCUUACCAAGGAUACAGCCGGCUCUGUGAAGUUAUGGGAGAUCACAAGGGGCACUGUGAUUGAAGAUUAUGGCGAGGUAUCUUUUGACGAGAAAAAGAAGGAGCUAUUUGAAAUGGUGAGCAUUCCUGCAUGGUUUACUGUGGAUACCAGGCUUGGUAGUUUGUCGAUUCAUUUGGAUACACCACAAUGCUUUUCAGCAGAGAUGUAUUCUGCUGAUCUACAAAUUGCUGGGAAACCUGAGGAUGAUAAGGUUAACCUUGCUCGAGAAACACUUAAGGGCCUGUUAGCUCAUUGGUUGGCAAAAAGAAAACAAAGAUUAGGAUCUCAAUCGUCAGCAAAUGGUGAAGUUCAAUCAGUGAAAGAUAUCUCUGCCAGAAGUAUGACCCAUUCACGGAUUGAGGUUGAUGGUAGUGCAGAAAAUGAUUCAAUGAUAUAUCCUCCAUUUGAGUUUUCUGCUGUUUAUCCUCCAUCCAUUAUUACUGAGGGAUCUCAAGGGGGCAUAUGGAGGAAAAAGAUAACUGAUUUGGAUGGCACUGAAGAUGAAAAGGAUCUUCCCUGGUGGGUUAUGGAUUGUGUUUUGAACAAUCGACUACCUCCCAGAGAGAAUACCAAGUGUAGCUUUUACUUGCAUCCAUAUGAAGGCUCUACUAUCCAAAUUUUGACCCAAGGGAAGUUGAGUGCUCCUCGAAUUUUAAGAAUACAUAAGGUUAUCAAUUAUGUCGUUGAAAAGAUGGUUCUUGACAAGUCAAUGGAGGGAGGUGUGACUGGGGAUGCUACAUUUGCUCCGGUUGGAGGACCCUUGCAGCAUUCAACAAAUGUAGUAGAUGGGUCUCUCCGCUCGGGGUUGAGACCUUGGCAGCGAAUAAAGCCUGCAAUUGAAAUAUUGUGCAAUGACCAGGUGUUAUCUCCUGAAAUGAGUUUGGCGACUGUACGAGCUUAUGUCUGGAAAAAAUCUGAUGAUCUGGUACUUAAUUAUCGUGUAAUGCAGGGAAGGUGACUUUACCCAAAGCCAGCCCAGGUUGACUUUCAGAUUUAGUGGAUUGUAAUGGAGCUAGCUGAUAGGUCACGGUUGAUAUCUCAUGGGUUCCUUGUAUUGUUGGGAUAUAUCGAUUGCUUCAUUGUAUAUUGGCGAAGGAAAUUGAUUGCUGAUUUUAGAAGCAUUCUUGGAAGUUUCUUGAAAAGUUCCGGAUCAACAUUUUCCAUUUAUCAGAAAUGUUGCAGUGUCUGAAGCUCAUAUGCUUGAAAUAUGAGAUUUUGUGAAUCCUGCGACUCUUAAUUGUGGAGUGUGCGUGCGAAAUUGAAGAAGUUCUGUUCAUGUAGAGAGCCAACGCACUAGAGCUGUGAAUUUCUAGAGGAAUCGAAUCAGGAAUUUGAUGUCAAAAGCCUUGUAGAUUUGUAACUUAUGAAGUUUCAGUCAUAGGAGAUAGAUGUGAAGAAAAGCUAUCUGUUUUACGGAAAAAAAAUGUCCUGGAAAUAAAUCAGUGUCCAUUUGUCUGCACAGUUAAUUGUUAUAUGUUUAUUAACUUAAGCUUUUGUUCAUCUUCCAUGUACAUUUUUUUUUGAUGUUUCGGUCCACAUUUGCGUGGUGCCAACAAUUUUCAUUGGAUUAUAAUCUCUGUAAUUAAGCUUUUUGCUUGGUGCA